Molecule: messenger RNA, 1212 nt
Organism: Hordeum vulgare subsp. vulgare (domesticated barley)
Lineage: Eukaryota; Viridiplantae; Streptophyta; Magnoliopsida; Poales; Poaceae
Exons: 6
Coding region: 222-923 (233 amino acids)
Source: RefSeq, a predicted model, not a curated record
CUCACGUAUGUGUUCAGUUCAAGUCCUCUCUUUCAGGUUGUCGUACGUGCAAGACUACCCAUCCAAAUCCCCUUGAGCUUCACCACAAAAAUUGUGGGAAGAUCAAAUCCAACCCCGUUGAAAAAAAACAGGAAAAAGAGAGUCGAAAUUACAAGAACUGAAGGUGAGAGGAACCCAAAGAUUUCUUGGAGAGUCUACUCCAAUCCUCCGCUUUCCCCUCCAUGGGCACACUCCAGCAUACCGCCCUCACUCCGUCCCCGCUCUGCUGCUGCUCGUACGCUCUCCUCCACCCAAGGGCCAGGAAGAUAUCUCCGAGGUUCCCGGAUGGGGCCUUCUCCAUGGCGAAGCCGCCGUUCUUGCGGCGCGAGCUCCCGGAGAGGGGCGGAGCCUUGGCGUGCAGAAUGGUGGGCAGGCGGCGCCUUGGCGUGGCCGGGGCCGGGAAAGGCCCCUUCUUUGGCGGCGGGCGGCGGCAGGGGUCAACCGGCCGGGUCGUGGGGAACCUCGCCUUCGUCGCCCUCGUGGCAUACCUCGUGGUGAGCGGCCAGUUCCGGUGGCUGCUCGACGCCAUCGUCUCCCUCUGGCUCAUCACGGUACUUCUGCCUAUUGUGGGUCUCGGUGCACUCAUAUUCUUUGCACAACGAAAUAUACUUCAGAGCGAUUGUCCCAACUGUGGAAAAAGCUUCCGGAUACUGAAGACGUCUUUGAAGAACGGUCCACAAUUCUGUCCUUAUUGCACCCAACCUUUCUCUGUUCAGGGCAAUAAGUUUGUGAGAGAAUCUGCUAGCUUUUCAUCUGGAAGGAGGACCCCUACAAAUGCACAACAAGCCUUCAAUGAGUUAUUCAACCGUGGGUCAAAUGGAAAAGCACCUUCUGGUUCCGGGACGAUUGUAGACGUCGAGGCUGAAGUCACGGACAUCGAGUGAUGUUUCUUUGGGACUUCGCCCAGCCUCAUGAGUAUCAGUUUUGCUGCUCUUCAGGGCCAGCUCGUUUCCCCCAAAUGUUGUAUAAGCCUGCAGCACUCUAGGAUAUAGGAUUGCGGCCUAGUGUCGAGCGAGUUCAGGAGCUUUAGAUGUGAGACCCAUGACUGCGUCUUGCAUCAAUUUGCAGAUGCAGACGGACGCAUGUGACAGAUCAACAGGGUUGUAAAUAUUUACAUUGCUUCCUUUGUGUGUAUGUAUAUUGGCAGGCUGCAAAUACACCCAGGGUUGUGUA